This is a messenger RNA of Pichia membranifaciens NRRL Y-2026, 1133 nucleotides long. RefSeq lists its product as hypothetical. The transcript has a single exon. Gene Ontology annotation, biological process: intracellular protein transport; endoplasmic reticulum to Golgi vesicle-mediated transport; Golgi organization. Gene Ontology annotation, cellular component: endoplasmic reticulum; endoplasmic reticulum-Golgi intermediate compartment; COPII-coated ER to Golgi transport vesicle. The record is from RefSeq and is a predicted model, not a curated record. NCBI's taxonomy places the organism in Eukaryota, Fungi, Ascomycota, Pichiomycetes, Pichiales, Pichiaceae. Bases 254 to 862 code for a protein of 202 amino acids.
AAUCACGUGAAAACGGGUCGAUCGACCCAAAAAUUGUUUUUUUGUGUUUUUCGCAUUUUCGGCGUGUUUUCUCUGGAAAAUGCUCAGCGAUCGAGGGUCAAGAAAAACACAACACGUACAGAGAGACCAUACACGUCGUCUGUUGUUAUUGUUGGACAAGACAGGAGAGAAGAAAUAAGCGAACCUCCGUUCUGGCCGUGUUUCUGCAGCAAAAGACACACAGGAACGACACAGCACAGCAGUCCCGCACACAAUGAAGUUCGGAAUCUCGACAUUCUUGUUCUCCCUGGUGUUCAUAACACAGGCGUUUGCACACAUCGCCCUUCUUCCUCCUCGCGGAAAGGAGUGCUUCUACGAGACGUUGAAGAGCCAGGACGAAUUGGCGGUGACGUUCCAAGUCGGUGACCGAGACAGAGACGCCACGGAACAGCUCCACUGCGACUUCUGGAUCCAGUCGCCCUCCGGCAAGGUCCUGAAGACGUUGACGGACGCCUCGCACGGCUCGGUCCAGAUCAAGGCGGAGGAAAACGGUAAACACGUGUACUGCUUCUCGAAUGAGGACUCGAACAUGCAGACCAAGGACGUGUCCUUCAACGUCCACGGCGUUGUGUACGUCGAUGUCAACGACAACUCGGGCGACAACUUGGAGUCCAGCAUCAGAAAAUUGCUAGAGCUAGUCUACGACGUGAAAAACGAGCAGAACUACAUCGUCGUCAGAGAGAGAACUCACAGAAACACUGCAGAGUCCACCAACUCGAGAGUCAAGUACUGGUCCAUCAUCCAAUUGGUCGUCAUCAUUUUCAACUCUCUCUUCCAGGUCUUCUACUUGAAGAGAUUUUUCGAGGUCAAGUCCGCCAUCUAGGCGCUCUCUUUGCUCCCCCUUUCUCUCUGAACCCUUCCCUUCUUCCUCUUCUCUUCUAUAUACAGUUAGUCAUCUCACAUGUACACAUACAUACAUAGAUACAUGCAUAGUGGUGCUUACCCCCAACACGAUAAACCUGUACACCGCCUGGUCUCUCUGCCUCUUACCCCGUCCUCGCCUCCCCUUUCCCUCGCCAUACUGUAAAAUCCCGACAUGUCUGGGAAAAGCGAUUAUAUCUCGAUUGGUUCACCUGCCUGUAGUCAGACAUGGC